AUGGCUUGCGCGAGCAGCAUGGCACGCUUUCUUUUGGUGCUUUUUCCACUGGCAUGUGCCAAACCCUGGCCUGAAACGAGUGGAGGAUCAGUUGUCGGAACUACGUUGCCCGCCAGUUCCGGUGGUGUUGACGUGGAUCAGUUUCUUGGAAUUCCUUUUGCAACUGCAAAGAGAUUCGAGCCACCAGAGGAUUUUCAUGGGAAGUAUCCAAGCGGCACAGUGAAAGCGUCUAUGUGGGGUCCAGCCUGUAUGCAAGUAGCUGGAGACCCGACACAGACCUACGGAAGUGAGGAUUGCUUGAAGGCCAAUGUGUGGAGCCCGCACCAGGCCUGGGAAGCAGACAAGAAGCUUCCUGUCAUGGUCUUUAUCUAUGGAGGGUCGAACCAGUUUGGGGAAGCCGAGCCAUACAAUAUGAGUGCUUUGGCAGCUUUUCAUAGCGUGGUGUGCGUCUCUUUCAACUAUAGAACUGGGCCACUUGGCUGGAUGGCUUUCCAAGAAGACGUCGACGCCAAGAAAUCAACUGGCAACUGGGGAGUUUUGGACAUUCAGAGCGCAUUGCGAUGGGUCCAGCGCGAAAUCGCAGCCUUUGGAGGUGAUGCGGCGCGAGUCGCGAUCCAUGGGCAAAGUUCGGGUGCAAGCCUGGUGGAACUUCAAUAUGUAGCGCCUCACUCCAAUGGUCUUUUCCGUGGCGCGAUCAGCGAGUCAGGCGGCCUCAGUGCUGGAAGUCUGGCAACAGCCGUGGCAACUUCCACGGCAAUUGCUGGAAGCAUGGGCUGCUUGACUUCCAAACAUGUGGCAAACAAGACCUGCCUGGCAGCGGUGCCAGCAGUGAACCUUACGCGCACGACCUACGUUGCAGGGUGGUCGCCUACAUCAGAUGGCGUCACCUUCCCCCUAGCACCAGAGGAGUUGCUGCGAAAAGGAAUGGUCAAUGACGCCACCAUAGUCCUCGGAGCCCAGACCAACGACAGCAAUCUCUUCCUGUUCCGCAGCCAUACCAAGGACGGCUUGGAUCAACCUAAUGAUCAUCCUGAUGGAGCCCUGAAGCCUCUCUCCGUGAUGGCAUACGGUGCAGAAGUCCUUACGCGGGUCGGUCCUAAAUUUGUGAAGCAGGCCCUGAAACUGUAUCCCGCAGACUCCAAGGAUGGUAUCAAGAAUGUGCACCAGCUUGGUAACGUGGAGUCUGACCAGAUGCUGUGCGGCAUCCGGCGGCGGGCUUCCUGGUUCAACCAAGCGCGGCCGGGAUUUGCUUUUGCUUAUCGGUUUGACUACUGGUACACUGGCAAUUCCAACUGCACUGCGGUACCCAACUUUCAUUUGCCAUAUCUUGGAGCUGCACAUCAGGAUGAGGUUACUUUUGUACUUGGCCAGCCGAACUUCAUGGAGGAUGGUAGCUGCUGUGGCAUUUGGGGCUUGACCACCCCAGAUUGCCCCCAUCUGGAGCGUUGUGAAGCAUGCUAUGCCCCCAGUCGCUUUGGUCACGAGGGCUACCGAGCAUACUUCAAUGACAAGGAGUGGGAUUUUGCACAGACCGUGGGCACUUUUUGGACCAAUGUGGCUGGGAGUGGCGAUCCAAACUGCCGAGAUUCUCCCAUCUGCGGCACUCGUCUCUGGCCAAAGUUUGAAAGUGGGGAAGUCACUCAGAACAUUGUCCUGAACGCUUCUCUUCCUGGUGGCGCCACGGCUGAAGCAACUCCACAUGGUCGACCUGAGCUUUGUGCCUUUUGGGAUGCAGUGGAAGAGGCAAAGAGGCCCAGUGCCACUGGCACAGUCUACGCGUGA
This is a messenger RNA of Cladocopium goreaui, 1782 nucleotides long. NCBI's taxonomy places the organism in Eukaryota, Dinophyceae, Suessiales, Symbiodiniaceae. The record is from the annotation of a GenBank genome assembly.